Malurus melanocephalus (red-backed fairy wren) is the source of this 2761-nucleotide messenger RNA. RefSeq names its product vacuolar ATPase assembly factor VMA21 (gene VMA21). NCBI's taxonomy places the organism in Eukaryota, Metazoa, Chordata, Aves, Passeriformes, Maluridae. Gene Ontology annotation, cellular component: endoplasmic reticulum membrane. The coding region runs from base 54 to 362 and encodes 102 amino acids. The record is from RefSeq and is a predicted model, not a curated record. The transcript is spliced from 3 exons. Gene Ontology annotation, biological process: vacuolar proton-transporting V-type ATPase complex assembly.
CAUGUGCGGCCGUGUGGGUACUUCCGGCGGSUCCUUGAGGCGGCGGGCCCGCCAUGGAGCGGUUCGGGCCCGGGCCCGUCAGCGCCGUGCCGGUGGCCGAGUUCAGGCCAAAUGAGGGUUCAUUAACAUCAACUUUAAGAACGCUUCUGUUCUUCACAGCUCUAAUGAUUACAUUACCUGUUGGGCUAUAUUUUUCAUCAAAGGCUUAUGUAUUUGAAGGUUCCUUGGGAAUGUCUGACAGAGACAGCUAUUUUUAUGCUGCCAUAGUUGCUGUAGUCACUGUCCAUGUGGUGCUUGCUCUCUUUGUUUAUGUAGCCUGGAACGAGGGUUCACGGCAGUGGCGUGAAGGCAAACAGGACUAGAAUGAAUGAAGAUCAUCSGUGUCUAAUGUCCACAGACUGUAAAUCAGUUUUUUUUGUGAGCUGAAGGAAAAGCAUUCUUCCAAAUGUGUAAUACACAUGUACAAAGAGGAGGCUGAUGCCUCAGUUGUGGUUAAAAUAAGACUUGUCCUCAUCUUGGCUGUGUACUGGUGUUUUCUGUAAUGGUGAUGGAAGUUGUUGUUUAGCCAGCCUCUACUGUGUCAAGCUGAGGAGGCCUUCACCUGCAAUUAGAGUGGAAUGAUUAUAUACUUUUGAAAAAUCUUGUAGCUACUUUUGGCAUUCCUGAUAUUUUUCUGGCUUGCUCUGAAAAUAAUGGCAUGAAGCGAGCAUUAAAUUUUCAAGGAAUUAAAUUGCUAGUUUAAAAAGCUGCAUUACUUACUAUCCAGGUCCAGUGGAAAAGAUGGAAUUUCAGUUUGCUGUAGAUAGUUUCCUGAUUUUUGGAUGUUGUGGUUUAACCCUAGCCAGCAACUGAGCACCAUGCAGCUCUCACUCACUGACCCCUCAGUGGGAUGAGUGGGGAAUCAGGAAAGCAAAGUGAAAAAACUSAUGGGUUUAGAUAAAGACAGUUUAAUAGGUAAAGCAAAAGCUGCACCUAAGUGUGUUGGUUUUCAGUGUAAAUUCAAACCAUAGUCCCAUGGUAGAAAAUUACCUCUAUCCCAGCCUAAACCAGCAGUGUGGGACAGGCAUAAUGGUAAUUAUGAGUUUAAAAGUAAUUUCAAAACCAGAAUUGUUUAGAAACUCAGGUGAUGUCUUUCUAAUGUGAAAUACAAUUUUUUUUUUUGCUUUCAAAUAUAUUUUUAUUGCAGUGUGAAAUUCAGUCUUUAAUUUCCUUUUGGGAGGGCUGUGGUAAAUAUGCRUUGCUCGUCUGUCUCUUCUUCUACAGUUUAUCCUGUUGAUGCAAAGGAAAGGGCAUAGCCUAUUUUUUUGUGUGUCUUUACACAGGUAUGUAUGUACUUGGUAUUUGCUUAAGUGUUCAGUUGAAUUUCCUGUGGUGAAGGUAGGGGAAGGAGAAGGAGAAAAUAAGCUGUAGUCAUCUGCAAAUGGUGUCCUUUGUGAAGCAGAGGGCACAAAAGUGACCACAUGGAAAAUAGGCUUCUCUUCAUAAACACUUAYUUGUACACUGUGAAAUAAUACAAUAUGUUGAUUGUUUUCUUUUUUCCUUGGUUGUGUGUAGAAUUUCCUGUAGUCAAACAUUAGUGAGAUUUUUGUGGUGUAGGAUAACCUGAAUUUCAUUCCACUGUGGUGCUGUUGCUAGCAAGCUUUUUAGUCCCUGGCUAAAACAUUUUUCCUAAAGUUCYGACAAGGCAUAAAACCUUCCUAACACCAAUGAUGGCUGUUAAGCUGUUGUGCUUGAGAUCAUUCUGUUAAUUUGAAUUUUCCAAUUUAUUGUAUUAGUUCAGCCUUUCUUGGAAGUUUUUUGCUUAAUAGAGGGCUUGUCAUGGUGUUCAGUGCUGCAUGUGUUCCUGGUUAAACUUACCUAUAAAUGAGGCAAAAAUUGUUUAUCUGUGCCCAGUGGCUUGAGAAUUAUGUCCCCAAGCCUCAUUCCUGUCUUGUCCAUCCCAGUCCCAGGUGUGCACAAGCAUAUGCACCAUGGCACACUAAUGCAAAUCAGUUUUUACACUGUGUUUCUGCUGUGUUACCUUUUCUCAUCCAGCCCCAUUGUGAGGUUGCUGCUGGCAAACUGGAGAAUCAUCUCAGAGUACUUGAAGUGCAGAGUUAGUUUGUACAUGGGCAUAUUGACUUCCUGUUCUCCAGUGUAUGAAGUGUACGUUGUAGAACAAUACUGCCUUUUAAUAAAGAACUACCCCGCAAUACAAGAUCCGGUAAGCAAUGUGUGCUGAACAGUUUCUGAAUAAUGUCUUUGAUAUUGCACAUGUAGAGUACAGCUUAAAGCAAACACGUAGCCCUGCUCAGUAGCCUAGCUUUUUUUUUUUUUUUUACUCACAGUGGAGAAUAAAUGAAGAGAGUUACACUCACAAAAUAAAAAAUUUGAAGUUUAUUUGGUACUAGAAGGCAGUGACGGAGAAAAUGAAUGUUAUAGAAAUAUAAGACAUUGACUACAAAGGGAACACACCUGCCAAACUCUAUUAGCUGCAUCCUGUGCUAUGUCUAUUUUAUGUUUCAUGUAGCAGAAUCUGUAAACACUAAGUUAAUUUCCUAGGAAUAACAGGAAAAUAAUCCCUUAUUAUAGCUGUUUAGUUAUAGAAAUAUGACAAGUUUGGCCUCUGCUGUAUAUGCAGGUAGUGUAGUGUCUCAGCAGUUGGGAGUAAUGAGUUGAGCAUUAAUCCAUCCAUUGGAAGAUCUUUGAAGAUUUUGCUUUGUUCCACAACAACAUUCCCAGUGAGAAAAGAGGCACUGCCUGAGUCUGCAUAGCCAAGUCC